AUGGCUACGAGUAUAGACAAUCACAAUUGCUCAAACUUUGCUUCCGAAUGCAACAUUCGUCCGCCAGGCUUGGUAAAGGCCAGAAACGAUGCCAAAUGGGAAGUUCUCAGGAAAGACAUCUACCACAUAUACGUGGAAGAGAAGAAUACACUCGAGAGGACAAUGGAAUUGAUCAAGACAAAUCAUGGAUUCACGGCCAGUUUGAGGAAGUGGAAAGACAAGCUCAAAGAAUGGACUUACGAUAAGUACCUUGGCAAAGACGCCAUGAAGGUCAUCGUCGCGAAGCAACAGAAGAGAAAGGCUGAGGGAAAAGAUACCGUGUUUGUACAUGGUGCCGAAGAAAUUAAGGCUGAAAGAAUUGAGGACUUUAAGCGACGGAAAUUGAUUAGGGAGGAGAACAUUGCUUCACCAAGUGCUGCAACGCCAGCUAAUGUUACGUACCAUACUCCUUUGCCGCAUGACUACAACGAAGUAGAAAUGGAAACUCCGAAAGGUGGCAACAUGGUGUCUCAAGAAUUGGGAGACCAUGCCCUUUUGCUGGGGUUACAACCAGAGAUGAACCCACGAGCAUUGGAGGAGCAUUCUCACUAUCGUCUCCGGGAUAUGCCAGACCUGCUUUCACACAACGCCGCACCAUCUACAACAGCAAAUAAUCCAUGCAUGGACUUUAUCGACGAAAGCUUGGUUCGGAAUAAAAGUUUGGUCAAGAAUCAAAGCUUGAUCGAGAACCAAAACAUAGUCGAAGAUCCCACUGCUGGUAUGAUCUGCAUAAGCCAGGAUGUAACUACGAGUGUUCCAACUUACCAAGCGACCGACAUUUUGAUAGCAGAAAGAAUCGUUCUCGAUAUUGCAGAAAGACUCUAUCUCGGUAUUGACCCAAGUCUGCCGCCUUGUCUGACAAUUUUUAAUCCAAGUGAACUUCUUCCUCCUGAUAUGAUAAUUUUGUGUUCUCAACUCGCUUCGGGAUAUUUUACUUCUGGGUGUGCACCACUACUGUACGAUCACGAUCCUGAAAAUUCAAUGGUGGAUAGAUCUACAAUUGUAAAUUUUCUGCUGAUUCAUUGUCUUAAUCGUGUUGACUCACAAGAGUACUCUCUUAUGGAAACAGAAGCAAAAUUGAUGUUUCGUCAGGCGAUUACGUAUUUCAACUCCAAGUCAGAGGCUAUCCACCGCGUUAAGGCACUCUUAUGUCAAUACUACCUUGAGACCGCAUUCGAAAGACAUGGUCAAUCCCAAACACCACGAUAUACUCUUGAAAAGUUUACGCUUGCUAUUACUCUUGGGGGCGCUGAUGAUUACAGACCGGCAUACGAGAUCCAAAGUUUAUUAACCGAAUCAACGGCAGCCGUCCGACAAAUUUGCCUAGAUAUCCUUCCAUUACUUACCCCAAUCAUAGUGGAAAUCGAGGCAAAUGGAUCAAAUGUUGAGAAGAAAGUUUGUAGGUUAUAUGCUGCAAUUAUGGUCACUCUCGACUAUCUUCGUUUAGACCGUUUUGAAAACAUUCUUAUACACUCCAGUCUAAGAAAUGUCGACAAGGUUCUUGACAUAAUCUCGAAGACUGACCGUGGCUUGGAAGAUUGUCUAAGCCUCCAACGACGAGCAAGGUUCGGGGCCAGCCGAGAAAAUCUCGAAAGACUUUAUACGUUAUUAUGGAUGUCGACCUAUGAUUUCCGCAUCUUUAAGAAAGAAUUGGCCAAGUUAACAAGACAGAUAAAAGCCGCCAUGGCAUUACUCCAAGAGGUGAUUGAUGAAGGGAAAGCUGGUGUUGUCAAACCUGUGUUGAAGAGUAAGGUCCACAACGCUCUAGUACAAAUAAUGGCAGAAUUGAAAAGAACCAGCAACAAAACGGUUGCAGUCAAUAUGGCCGCGCCAAAGGGUUUAACUGUCACUCACCUUGAGUCACGAAGCACCCGGAGUGCUAGACAGUCGGAGCACAGCGGCUUUGCGGAUGACUUCGACGACCAAAGCGAAGCAUCAGGCUGUAUAUUUGGAAUCACUCACUUAAACUGUGAGUGA
Molecule: messenger RNA, 2016 nt
Organism: Sclerotinia borealis F-4128
Lineage: Eukaryota; Fungi; Ascomycota; Leotiomycetes; Helotiales; Sclerotiniaceae
Source: the annotation of a GenBank genome assembly